Messenger RNA from Morone saxatilis (striped sea-bass), 3136 nucleotides. Its product is annotated as protein-tyrosine kinase 2-beta-like. Gene Ontology annotation, biological process: protein phosphorylation; signal complex assembly. NCBI's taxonomy places the organism in Eukaryota, Metazoa, Chordata, Actinopteri, Moronidae. Gene Ontology annotation, cellular component: focal adhesion; cytoskeleton. Gene Ontology annotation, molecular function: protein tyrosine kinase activity; ATP binding. The record is from RefSeq and is a predicted model, not a curated record.
CUUACUGGUGUGGUUCUUCUUUGGGGCACAGCUUCGGAUAAGUCUGCUCUGUUAACCUGCCAAAGACGAUCAGAUCUGCACUUUACAAAGUAAUAUGAAUACAUUCUGUUGGUGGCAUUGACUUGUCUUCAGUUUUAAAGAGUGACAGCACAUUUACCGUGCUGGUGCGUGGAGCUUCUGCAGCUUCUGCUUCAAUGCACCCCUUCAUGCAUGUGUUUUACGUGACUGUAUGUGUAUGAGAGAGAAGGAAGAGAGUGAAAUGGUGCGUGUAGGUGUGACAGCAAUGCAUGUCACGAAGCAGUAGCAUACACGCUGUGUGUGUCUGAGUGUGAAUGUUUUGAGUAAGGGUGUGUGUGUGAUGUCAGGAGACACCAGCACCCUGUCCUGGAGGAGCAUGUCUCCCACCAGCCAGUCAGGUUCCUUGGAUAUGUCUCCCACGGCAAAUUUCACCAGGGACAGCGUCUUCCCGGUGAAGAUCAUCAAAGUGUGUUUCCUUAGCAACAGCUCCAACCUGGGCAAGAACUUCAAACUGAUCCGCUGUGAGGAGGGAUGGACUGUCAGGAAUGUCAUAGAUAUGGUGCUAUCCAGUGGCUGUGUGGGUCCAGACAUAAAAUACGGAUUAUGCUACGGCCUCCUCCUCAAACACCUCAAGUCCUCAGAGAUACACUGGCUGCACCCAGAUCUGACUGUGUCGGAGCUCACCCAUCGUUACGAACAGCAGCAUCUGGAGGCUGAGUGGAGAUACGAUCUAAGGAUCAGAUACAUCCCAACAGACUUCAUGGAGAAAUUCAAAGAUGACAGAACCACCAUGCUCUACUUUUACCAACAGGUACGGAGUGACUACAUGCAGCAGUAUGCCUCAAAAGUUAGUGACGGGAUGGCUCUGCAGCUUGGUUGUCUGGAAAUAAGAAGAUUCUACAAAGACAUGAAUCCAAACGGACUGGAGAAAAAGUCCAACUUUGAACUAUUAGAGAAGGAUGUGGGGCUGGAACUGUUCUUUCCCAGAGAGCUGAUCAACAGCAUGAAGCCUAAGCAGUUACGCCGGCUGAUCCAGCAGACGUUCCAGGGCUACUCCUCUCUGAAGCAGGACCAGUGCAUGGAGAGGUUCUUCACCACUUUGGCUCAGUGCCACAGCUACACACAGGAGAGGUUCGCCUGCCAGCUCGUGCAUGGUUGGAACCUAACAAUAGACCUGGUCAUUGGUCCAGAAGGCAUCAGUCAACAAACUGACAACUCUACACCCGUCUGUUUGGCCACAUUCUCUCAGGUGUCCAGCAUCUCCUGCUCUGCUGAGAGCGACGGUCGGGCUCUGCUCACAGUGCACAUAGAGGGAGCCAAACAGCCACUGUCAGUGAACACCACCUCUCUGGCUGUGGCUGAAAACAUGGCUGACCUGAUAGACGGCUACUGUCGGCUGGAAGGCAGCUCUGAGAGCUCACGCAUUAUCCGGCUCAACAGAGGAAGAGACACAAGACUGAAACUGCCCGACAUCCCAAAACGUGGUGGUCCCAGUGGUUCUGAUAGAGGUUUGAGUUCGGAUAUUUAUGCAGAGAUUCCAGAGGGCACAGAUAACUCUGAGAGGCACAGAAUCUCCAGAGAGGACAUUGUUGUGGGUCGGAUCCUGGGUGAGGGAUUCUUCGGAGAGGUUCACGAUGGAGUUUAUAAAAGCCCGACAGGAGAGAGGAUUUCUGUGGCCAUCAAAACAUGCAAGGACUGUUCAGCUGAUGUAAAGGAGAAGUUCCUGAGUGAAGCCGGCUUGAUGAAAGAUUUGGAUCACCCCCACAUUGUGCGUCUGAUCGGAGUCAUUGAGGUUGAUCCUGUCUGGAUCGUCAUGGAGCUCUAUGAACAUGGAGAGCUGGGGAACUAUCUGGUGGAGCAGCAGUACAGCCUGACCAUUGCAACGUUAAUCCUGUACUGUCUACAAAUCUGCAAGGCCUUGGCUUACCUGGAGGGACUCAAUAUGGUGCACAGAGAUAUCGCGGUGAGAAACGUUCUGGUGGCUUCUCCUGACUGUGUCAAGCUCGGUGACUUCGGCCUCUCUCGCUACGUCGAUGAACAUGAAUAUUAUAAAGCCUCGGUUAGUCGAUUACCGAUCAAAUGGAUGGCACCUGAGUCCAUCAACUUCAGACGCUUCACCACAGCGAGUGAUGUGUGGAUGUUUGGUGUGUGCGUGUGGGAGACCUUCUCCAUGGCCCAGCAGCCGUUCUUCUGGCUGGAGAACGGGCAGGUGAUCAACCAGCUGGAGUCGGGAGUUCGGCUCCCCAAACCGCAGCUCUGCCCGCCCACCAUCUACUCCCUGCUCAGCCGCUGCUGGUCCUACGAACCAAACGUCCGGCCCAGCUUCAGCCAACUCGUCUGCUCCCUGAGCGAGAUCCACAGGACUGAGUUAGGGCAGGAGACUGGUGUCGGACGAGACAGGUCACAUCGCAGCUCUAUUGUAUCAUUAUUUGACCCUAACCUCACAGAGCCUCCACCCAAGCCAUCCAGAACACAAGGCAACACCCUUCCUCGGGUCAGGAACCCACAGUUACUGCUACCUCCUGAAAAAAAGCCAGAAAAUGGUCCUCCAGAGAAGCCCCCAAUGCCCCCCACAGUCACACAGCCUCGGCCCACAGCUGAGCUGGACCGAUCAGGUGAUCAAGUUUACACCGGCGUCAUGGCAAUGGUGAAACAGGUGGUCCAGCUGAAGAAUGAUGUCAAUACACUGCCUGCCUCCGAGUAUCCCAACGCUGUCAAAGCCGUGGGUAUCACUCUCCGUAGUCUGAUUCAGAGUGUCGAUGAGAUCCUGCCCUCUCUGCACAGCUCUGUCACAACAGAGAUUGAGGGCACUAAGAAACCUGCCUCACAAGAUGAAGAGGAUGGUGGGGAAUGAGGAGAGAGCAUGCAAGUGCCCUGUUGAUCGAAUGGACUGGUCUGUUAUCAGAUUUUGGCAAAAGCUUUGUUCCCCUGAGAAUGUGCAACACUUUCUGUACUCAUGCUGUUGAAAGAUGUCACAAUAUAUUUGAAUUUUCUCCUAAACUGAGCGUUUCUUGAAGCUGAACAAAUCAAACAACCACAAUGUAUAUUGGUGAUAAGGUUUGUCCUGUUUUUUUUCUUUUUUUAUUCUUUUUAUUAUUAAAGUCAGUGACAUUCUGCA